CUGUUGCAGUGCACUUCACCUCCGGCCUCGGCACGGAUCGCGAGCACGGAGGCGAGAGGGCCAGUCGUGCGGUCGCUCAUCGUCGGUGUGUUGUACGUGUGUCUCUAGCAGUGUCCCCCGCUUGGUGUUUCGAGGACUGCGCGCAGAACUCACCGCGGUCCCUCCGAGACCCGUCCUCCACCUCCUCUCCCUUUGCUCCUCUCACGUGCGCACACACACGCGUGAUACACGCGCGCACACAGGUGCAAACAAGUACAUACGGAGUGGACCACUCUCUCUCUAUCUCUCCUCGUCUACCCCGUACUUUGAAACCCGUUCCAGUCGGCUACGGGCUUGUCCGUUGUUCCCGCGUUGUUGCGACCAGCAGCUCGCCGAGGAGGUGAACGCGCAAUUCGCAAUUGGUCCUAAAACCCGGAGCGGUUUUCGCGACUUCCCGGCGAAGAGUCGCAGCCGGUGAAACGGUUUGCGCGCGUGAAACGUGCGUUGUGCUCGUCUCUGUGCGCGGCUCUGUGCAGAAGAAUGCGGUAGGAUGCGUAUCCAGGAAAGAUGCUUCCUGCUGGCGGUGGUGGGACUCUGCCUCCUAGGCGGGGUCGCCUACUCCUUGACGAUCGUCGACGCUGAGACGCGGAUCACCACGACGCCCGGUGCUAGUGACGAAGAAACAGUCGUGGCAGCGCAGUCUCCGCAAUCAGAACCGCGAAAUGACACGGCGGAAUCGAAAGGCGUCUACCCGACGAAGGAGUCCGACGUCAAGGCCACGACGGAGGCGAAGAAGAAGCCGGUAGUGGACUUCAAGGUCAAAAGCGAUCAGAAGUACCAAAAGCCCAUCGCCAAGGAUGACGAUGCGAAGAGAGUCUCAGACGGCGACGCGUCUGCGACGCCCAUGUCAACGUCGCCCAUGUCUUCGACGAUGCCUGAUCAAUCUCCGGCGACGACGAAGUCUAUGGAUGCGACGGGUGUGACGAUCCCGUUUCUUUUUCACGGGGAGCCGAUCGUCGGGAUCGUCACGACGACGCCGGCCAACGGUCCUACCGUCCAAGACCCGACCAGCAGCACGGAGGAGGUGCGAGUGACGGAGGAAACGACGUCAUCGAGAGGCAGGGCCUUGAACAUCUCCGCUCCGGAGCCAACGAACUCGUUGCACGCUAAUAUUACAGAUCUCAGUGACGUCAGCAUGGACGAGGACGACAAGGAAGUGGAAGGUGGGGAAUACGUCGCGUCUCACAAUGAAACGUCCAUAAAUAUCUCCUCGACGUUAUUACCAAAGGUGCCAGAGUGCGUUCACGGGAAUCGCACCUACUCGUUGGGCGAAAAAGUUGUGCGAGAUUGUGAGGAGAAGUGCGUCUGCUCCGAAAACGGCAUCACGGACUGCCAGCCACUGUGCGUACAUCCUUAUGUCAGAGCGGGCAGGGGAAUCGAGGACCAUUUGUGCCAAGAAAAGAUAGUCUCCGAGGAACCAUGUUGCGCCGUGAUCCUCUGUGCCGCGGAUUCCGCUCCGGAGCCGGAGGAGACAUGUAUAUUCGGCAGUCAAACGGUAGCCAGGGGACAGCGUGUCGAAGACGGGUGCUCCAAGGUAUGCAUAUGCGAGGCCGGAGGCCAUUUAAAAUGCCAAGCUAGAUGUCCGCCGAACGAGACAACUUCCAUAGCCAAUCAACACGAUCGCUGCGUCCAGCUGACCGAUCCCAGGGACCAGUGCUGCACCAUCACGCUCUGCGACGUUACCUUGGGCGAUCACGAGAUCAAAGCCGAGAACUCCACAGACCUAAGUGUGCACUUGAUGGACGUGAAAGUGUUGAAUUCAACGACGAUCAAGCUGAAGCUGUCCGCCAAGAAUCCCCAGGAUGUCACCAUAGAAAUCUCACAGGACAAUCGUGUGUGGAGCCGACAGAAACCCGAUAAAGACGGUGUGAUCUCGACUUUGGAACCCGCACAUACGUACCACGUUCGCGUAGUAGAAGGAGCACGCACAGGUCCAUCCAUUCAGGUGUCCUUGCCGGCCGAAGUUGUCAAAGUAACAAACAUCACGGAGAAAAUGUCUGACAAAAACUCUUGCUACUACAGAGGAAAAUCGUACAAGAUCGACGCGGAAUGGUACGACGAAUGCUUACACUUCUGCACCUGCACGGAAGGCGGCAAACCCGAAUGCGUCUCGAUAGAAUGUCCCACGGACUUCGGACUGGACUUGUUGGAUAGCACUUGUCUGGAUUGGGAAACUGUUCCACCGGACUUUAAGCCGCAACCACCGAACUGUUGUCCUCAGGAGGUGCGCUGUAGAAAUAACGGCUCUUGCCUUUACGAAGAUAUCGUGUAUGAUAAUUGGAGCAAGUUGCCGAUGAAUGUCACCGGCUGCGAGCAUGAAUGCUACUGCGAGUUUGGCAACGUGUCUUGCCGCGCCGUUUGCAGUGCUGUACCAGCCUUGCCACCUCCCAACUUGUGUCCUUAUCAGGCAACGUUGGCGAGUCAUCCUGACAAUCCAUGCUGCGUGCAAUGGACCUGUGUCCCUCCACCCGCAACAGGAAUGAACGUGACGACCGCGUACCCCGGCCCCUUAGCUACAGACACGUUCGAUCGGCAAACGAUUGACAAUAGCAAAAGACCGAAUAACAAGUCGGAAACAUUCAAGCCCAGCCAGGAACCGGAGCGUGGCGCUUCCUCCUUUUGGGGAGAUUCAAAAACCUAUAAGACCCAACCAGACGCCACUACUCACGAACAUCCUCAUUAUCCCAUGGAUCCUGGGCAUCCUACAGCGCCUUAUAACGGACCUUACAGUCCCGAUUACAUGCCCACACAUCCCACCGUGGAGAACGUUUUCCAUUUGCCCACCCACUCCGAAAAGCCGAUAUUGACCCCGAAAGAAAAGUCCAAGUCGAAAUCCGACAAUAAGAAGCCCGUAGAGCCAGUAAAGCCUCACAAGGACAUGAUCGAUCAGUAUUUCCCCGGCCCGUUAGCACCUAAUAGGUUCCCCGACAAAACCACUUCGACGUCCCCGUACUCAGUCAACGAGAAUCAAUACAUCUCAGGUUUAUCGAACCCGAACAAACUGCCCCCUCAGCAGAAAGACGUUUUGAUCAAUCACCCCCCACUGAUUUCGCUGAAUCCUCAUCCGGAUAUGCUAGGUCCACACUUUCCUUAUGUUUCAAACAACAACAAAGAGAACAUUUCUCCAGCUGGCUUCAAUGACCAAUUCGAUAACUUAGCCAGACCUCCUUAUCGGGGUCCAAUUCCUGUCAAACCCGACACGAUCGACCCGAACGUAAUUGUUUCAUCAGUUCCGAAAAAGAAAGCCAUGCCAAGCAAUCCGUUUGUCGACACGGACAAAACGAAAACAUCUCCGGUACUGCCGGGUCGGCCGAAACAGGGUCAGAGAAAUCCCGAUCAGGAGAUCUUGCCGGAGCAACUGUACCACCUGAUAAAUUUGCAUCCCGACCUAACUCAGCUCGAUCAAGCUCCCCCUCAAGGCCAUCUAGGUCUGUACGACCUUCACCAGCAGAUCUCUGGUCAAAAACAGCCGCCCAAUGAUCGCGGCCCGUCCGAUUACUUCGGGACGCAGUCCUCCGGGCCAAAGAAAGUGAUCAAGCCCCACAUCUCGGCGCAAAAGAACGAGAACGGGCAGACCACUUAUCACAUUCACACGCCCGACAUCCCUACAUCUACGCAACAGCUCGAGGAACUGUUGGCGCAUAUCAGCCAGCACGAUCCCAAUCCUGGUCCUUUCCAACACUAUCCCGGACAACCAGCCAUACCUCAUAAUGUACCGAACGGCCCGCCAACGCCGCCCAUUCUACCGCUUCACAUAGACGCUCACAUACCACAUUCAGGACUCACGCAUUUGAACCAUCCGUUCGCAGCACAAACGCCAAACCAGUCAGGUUUGGACCAUAACAUUGUACCUCCAGGCUUUCCAUUGCCCGGAAGUAUACCUGGAUUCCCGGCUGCGCCACCCUCCAACGAGGUCACUGUGCAAAUACUGGAGGCAUUGGAUGAACACACAGUUCGUCUGGUGUUUACCGUACCUCAGGUGCUGGUGGGACUGCACGGGAGAGUCGAGCUGCGAUACACUAGUGAUAAGACGAAUUUUGACCCAUCCACAUGGAAGCUACAGGUGUUUGCUCCUCCUAAUGACCUGAUCGCGACACAGCAACUCGAGUUCGAGUUGGGCGGUCUGGAGCCGAUUACCGAGUACAAGGUGAAGAUCACAGUGCGCCUGAAGGAUCUGAACAACAGCCCGAGCAGCAAGAUCUACAACGUGCGCACGUUGGAGAAACGCGCGGACGAAGCAACUUUGCCUCCGCAGAUCCCGAUCGAUGCUGAGCUCCGCGCAAUGGAGAUGAACUCGAGCUGGGUCAACAUCAUGUGGAAGAAGUUCACGCAAUACGAGUUACAGUUCAUAGACGGCGUGCAAUUAAGAUACAAGGAACACGAUGGUAAAGUUUACGCGGCAACACCGUUGAUCCAUCGUUCUGUCACGAAUUACGUAAUCGAGAACCUCAAGCCGGCGACCAAGUACGAAGUCGGUAUCUACUUCAUACCGUUCGCUGAACAAACAACGGAAUUAAUUAGCGAGAAAACGAUCGAGAUAACUACAUCUAUGGAGCCUGACCCCUAUUCUUUCGAUGUGAAAGUCGAAAUUAAGACCAUCAAGUCAACGGACGUGGAAGUGACAUGGAGCGGCGUGCCAUAUCCGGAGGACAAAUACGUGAACAUUUACCGAGCGAUCUACCAGAGCGACACCGGCAAAGAAGACACUAGCACCUUCAAAAUCGCCAAGAGGGACUCUCAUGCCAAGACCGUGAUCAGCGACUUGAAACCUGGCACCAGAUACCGAUUAUGGCUCGAGAUAUACUUGACGAACGGCAGGAUAAAAAAGAGCAACGUUCAAGACUUCGUCACUAAACCUGGUGUCCUCUUACCGGCCACCGUGUCUCAGCAAGCCGGAAAACUCGCGUCGCUGCCUCUUCACGAAGGGGACUACUACGGUCCUCUGGUGAUAGUGGCUAUCGUGGCGUCCUUGGCGAUAUUAUCGACUCUGAUCCUGCUGAUGAUGUUGAUGAAGAGACGCAGUAGCAGUAAAGCCGACAUAUCACCCCGUAAAACGACGUCGGCGUACGACAAUCCAUCCUACAAGGUAGAAUUACAACAAGAAACUAUGGACUUGUGAAGACGCUGUCACGAUAUCCAACGGGAGGAACAAGACUAUGACCGACCACGAGAUGACUACUAUCAAUUCGAAUGCCAAGGAAACUGCCUAAAGCUCUAUAAUUUAUUAAAUCUAUAUUUAUUUAUACAUAUCGCUGCGCGGCGAAAACCUGAAGAUCCGUCUAAUAAAUCCGUCCAUAUACGUAUAACGAUGUAUUAUACGUACAAAUGUUAAGAAAAAGGUAUUACCGAUCGAUCAAUUCACAGUCACACACGUCGAAAAUAAUCGUCAAGUGGCGUUGAAGCGACAUACAUAUAUAUAUGCCUGUUGUGGAAGACGCAAUACUUUUAUUAAUAGUUUCGAAAUACUCAAGCCGCAACGCAUACACUGAUGGCUUGCAAUUUCAUGCGAGUCAUCUCGAGACAGAGAUUAAUAAUUAUAUGAAGUUACAUUGUAUUAAAACUUGUAUAUAGCGCAUAUAUUAUACGACAUUUACGAUUUUAAGAUACGUCGUUAUUAAUAGUCGUUAUUUGAAACUUAUUUCAAGUGAGAUAGUCAGAUCUGAAUUUAGAACCAGAUGUAAAUUUUUCACGUGAAUUGUAUUUAUAAAUAGGUAAAUAAAUAAAUAAAUAAAUAUAUAUAUAUAUAUAUAUAUAUAUAUAUAUAUAUAUAUAUAGUUACGAAUAUCGUAUGAUUCAAAUAUCAAAAACUCUAAUAUAACUUGAUAUUGAAAUCUGAAUAUCUCAUGUGAGACAAAUUUCAAGUUAGGACUAUUAAUAGCCUAAAUCUCUUUUGUGGAAAAAGGAUAACAAAAAAAGAGGAAGGCAACACGAACAAAUCCAUCGGAUUUGUCUGUACUUAAAAAUUUUACGUUGUAAUAUCCAUUUAUAUAUAUAUAUAUAUAUAUUCACGUAUAUAUUACUCGGUUAAUAUGUUUUUUGAUGUAUUAAAAGAAAUUAAUUACUUAAUUAAGACACUUAUAAGUAAAUAGCUUCACACGUCGUGUCUUAUUGGACCGAACGGAUUUUGUACAGUUUACAUUUGUAUUUUUAGAGAGAAAAAUUUAUAAAAUAUAUAACAUUAUUACAAAUUUGUGCAAGUGUAAAUAUCACGCCCGAGUCAGCCAUAAUAAUCAAUCGUCAUACUUUAAAA
Molecule: messenger RNA, 6289 nt
Organism: Odontomachus brunneus
Lineage: Eukaryota; Metazoa; Arthropoda; Insecta; Hymenoptera; Formicidae
Gene: sas
Product: putative epidermal cell surface receptor
Exons: 13
Coding region: 530-5158 (1542 amino acids)
Molecular function (GO): protein binding
Source: RefSeq, a predicted model, not a curated record